AUGGCUGGCUGCAGAUCCGGCGCGGUGGCGGCUGGCUGCGCAUGUAUGCAUGCAUUCACAACAACGGCACCCAAACUCCACACGCUUUCCAGCCAGGGAAGGAAAGGAAAGAAAAAGAUGGCGCCGCCGACGCGCAUCCCGACCGAGGAGGACUUUGCCGGCAUCGAUGGGCUGGUGGUAAAACUAGCGUACCCGUCGCCGCGCGAGUCGACGACGGCGCUACUGCUGCUGUUCCACGGGCUGGGCGACUGGGAGGAGCCGUUUGCGGGGUUCGCGCGGGGGCUGGCGCUGCCGGGCGUGCUGGGCAUCGCGGUGCGCGGCACGAGCCCGCUGCCGCCGGCGCUGCUCGGCCUCUCCGAGGACGACGCCGCCGCCACGGGGGAGGGCACGCGCCACUUCUACUGGGGCGACGACAUCACGCUCGCCGCCGACGGUAGCGGCGACCUCGACCCCGACCCGGGCUUCGCCAAGGCCCAGCGCCUCGUCCUCGACCGCCUCGUACACGACGUGCUCGUGCGCCGCUGCGGCUGGGCCCUGAGCGACAUGCUGCUGUUCGGCUUCGGCGAGGGCGCGUCGCUUGCCCUCGGCCUGGCGUCGCGCGUGCGCCUUCCCUCGUCUCCGCGCGUGAGCGAGGUCCUGGAAGAGACGGCGGAGGCGGAGCCCAGCAGAGAAGAGCAGACGGCGUUCAAGGGCGUCGUUUCCAUCGGCGGGCCGCUGCCGCCGUCCAUGGUGCCGACGCUCGAGGCGCGCGCCAAGGCCCGUACGCCCGUGCUGGUGUGCUACGGCAGCCGCAGCGAGCUCGUCGACGACGACGCCGUCGACCUGCUGCGCCGCGAGUUCGCCGACGUCAAGGCCGUGGUCUGGACCCGCCCCGACGACGGCAUGCCCCGCAGCAGGGACGAGGUCCUGCCGCUGAUGCAGUUCUUCGCCGAGAGGUUGAACAGCGGCUGGCCGUGA
Messenger RNA from Lasiosphaeria miniovina, 957 nucleotides. Its product is annotated as Alpha/Beta hydrolase protein. Gene Ontology annotation, cellular component: cytoplasm. Bases 1 to 957 code for a protein of 318 amino acids. The record is from RefSeq and is a predicted model, not a curated record. Lineage: Eukaryota; Fungi; Ascomycota; Sordariomycetes; Sordariales; Lasiosphaeriaceae. Gene Ontology annotation, molecular function: carboxylic ester hydrolase activity; palmitoyl-(protein) hydrolase activity. The transcript is spliced from 3 exons. Gene Ontology annotation, biological process: protein depalmitoylation.